This is a messenger RNA of Phascolarctos cinereus (koala), 7625 nucleotides long. The record is from RefSeq and is a predicted model, not a curated record. Lineage: Eukaryota; Metazoa; Chordata; Mammalia; Diprotodontia; Phascolarctidae.
CUUCCCCUCCCCCACAGCUUUCUCAUUCUCCACCAUCUCUGCUCCCAAGGGUGUCCAUCCCUCUUAUUCAGGAGUCACUUGCCCUCUUGCCUGCCCUGGGCUCCAGGGAGGGAUUGGAGCAGAGAAUAGACUGGAGAGGAUCAGGAGAAGAUGAGGGAACUCCCCGGGGAGCAGAUGGACUCUGCCAGUGCAGAUCGUGUUCUGAGUGGAAGAGCAGCUCGUACCCAGGCCUUCUUGGCUCUCAGGCUGGCCUCCACCCUUGCCCGCCGCCCCCAGCUUCUCAGGAUCCCUCUGAGAGCCCCGCCCCUCCUGCUCCCCAUUGCCACCUCUUGUCCUUUGGAGGCCAGCUCCUGCUCAUGUCCAGCCUCCGUGCAUUUGCACGGCUUGUCCCCCUUUCUCCAUCCCUGCCUUUGCAAGCCCUUGGCAGUCUUGGGUGGCUUUUGCCACUUCCGCUUAUGAUCUGGCCUUCAUUACCUCUGUACCUGAGAGUGUCAACAGUUGAUGUUUCUGGUGCCAAAGCACUUAGUUCUUUCUAGAGGAGCUUUGUGAGAGUACGUUGAGGGUGUGGGAGAUGACGACAAGGGGUGGAAGGAACUUGGCUCACACUGACUGAUUCAUCAAUGAAUUCAUCUGUCUGGCUGAUUUCUUUUUGUCCUGUUUAUUUAUAAACAAAUCCCUGUUUUAGAGGAUGGCACCCUGGCAGAGGGUAGCUGGAGGGAUCCAGGGAGAAGUCUAGUUACUAAAAUACCUAAGACUAGCAAAAUCCUAUUUUUAAAAAAAAAAUAGUUGGAGUUAUGUGCUCCUUACCCCCAUUUUCUGGGAGAAAGCAGAGCUCAGAGAGGAUUCCAUGACCUGCCCAUGAUCUUGCCUCUGGGGAGAGAUGGGAUUGUGUCCCAGGUGACAGGGUGGCUAUCGGGCCAAGGGUCCUGCCUCUCCCCUAAAUGUUGGAUUUCCCAACUCAGCUCCUGGAGACUAGAGACUGGUGCUUUUUGUCUGUAUGGCCUGCAAGGGUCACUGUUCCUUAUGUUCAGGUGGGAAUGAAUGGAAGGGGACACCCUAGGGUUGGAGUCUCUAGCCUCUCCCCCCUUUCCUCUCUCAGCAGGCCCAGCCCUGCUCAUGGUUUGCUUCUGCCCAGCUUCCCCAUGAGGAAUGGGGUAGGGGCUUCUCUAGCCCGUCCCUCUCCCCCAGAGAGCCAGCCCCACUCGUGUCUUGUUUGUCUUCCCAGUUCUGCCUCACCAAUUGUGCCUAGCUUCAUCAUGAGGAAUAGGAAAGGGGGCUCCUUAGAGGUGGGGUCUUUUCCCCCUUCCAGCCCCAGCAAGACCAGCCCUGCUCAUGACUUGCUUUUCCUCCCCAGCCCUGCCUGCCCAACUCUCCCAUUAGGUACAGGGAAGGGCUCAAGGGGAAGGGGCAGCUAAUCCCCCCACCCACCCUCAGCAGGACCAGCCCUGCUCAUGGCUUGCUUCUCCUCCCCAGCCCUGCCUAUCCAGCUUUCCCAUGAGGAGUGAGCUCUCUGGAUUCAGGAAUGGCCCCUGUGUUCCUGACAGCAAGGGUCUGCCAGGUGAGUGGCCCCAGACCUGGGGGGAGCACAUCUUCCACAUAGCUCUGAGUCUUACAUGCAGAGCUGGCCAGAACCUUUGUUCAUUCACCUUGGCCAGUCCCCUCACCCAACAGAAGAAGAAGCCGAGGCCCCAAGCGGGAACACCACCUGCCCAUUCGAAUGCAGAUCCAUUGACCCCAGCUGCAUCUCUGACAGCCCCAGUCCACAGGACCUCCCUCCCCAUCUGAGGAAUGAUUUAGUGAUCACCUCUCCCUGGCCUUGAGUCCCUUCCCUUUUGUACCCAGGGAUCACUCCAGCCCUUGUUGAAGACUUUGGGGUUCCUACAGGUUCCCUACUAAGCUUUGUGCUGGGAGGGAGGCAGAAGCAGUCUUCCAUGAAGAAUAGCAAAUCUUCCCCUUCUACCUCUGGAGCUCUUCAUAACUUGUUGGGGUACAAGCAAGGCCAUCCCCAUUCUACAGAAAGUCAAACUGAGGUUCCAAGGGAGGAGAUUUGCCCAGGAUCCUAGCAUCAGCAGGAAUUCAGGAAGGAAAGCCCUCUUGGUUAAAGGUUGGACCAAAUCUAGUGCUAUGGAAUGCAGUUGGCAUCAAUGUAAAGUCUUAUCCUGGGGUCAGGGAGGCUUGUGGAUGGUCUCCAAGGUCAGUGUAAGUUGGCCAGCCUAGAACUGUGGCAGCCAAUACAGCUGCUGUGGCCUUGGGCGUUGGCUGGGAGGGGCCAAGGGUGGAAGGGACAGUCUGCUCUCCCCUCCCUGUGUCAAUAUAUUUUGGAGAUCCCUGUUUCCCAGAGCUGAGGCCCAGCAAGCAGACUGUGCCCUGAGCUUGGCAUAACAAUAGUCUUUUGCACUGUGGAUGAUUUCACCACCUGGCAAAGUAUAUUACUUGGACCAGCACCAGGUGUUCACUCCCGUUAUUUCCCAGGGACCUGAGAGCCGACAUCCAUCAUGUCUCUGACAUGUUCACAAUCCUGUUCCCAUCACAGAACUCAGGUUCUGUACCCCACAGACAGAUCACAGCCCUCAACCCUUGAGACAGUCAAUCUAAGAAUGGUCCCCCUGGGACUCAGGAACACCACACAUGAGCCUGCCUUGGGAACAGACCUACAAAUGAUUAUAUCAUGGUCAUAUAAACUCUGCCCUUCUGCCUGCAGGAUAAGCCUUCCUUCUUAGGAGGGGGGCCUUCUGUCUGCAAGCAUUGUUUUCCUCACUCUCAUUAAACUUCUCUUUGUGUCCUGACUCUUCAGCCUCUGGCCUGCUGUGUUUCAGCUCUGGCCAUUGCCGGGUUCAAGUCUGAUUCCAGUCCAGUUGACACCUGUGCUCAGCCCACAUUGUGGGGGGGGGGGGGACAGGCCUGCCUUCCAUCCUGGGAGUCAUCUUCGGGGAAGGCUGUUAAUAAGUUAUGAUGUGCCUGCUUCCACCAGGAGGGCCUCCUGCCCAUGGCCGGGUCACAAUGGAUGCCACCUCCAGGGAAAUCCUGUCCUCCCGUGAUUUGUAAUGUCAGGAGAGGCCUGGGAGAAGGUGUGUCCCUUUGAAGAGGGCAAAGUGCAUGAGGAAUUCUCUGGGGCUGCUUGGGGGCCUCCAGCCUAGGCCAUUGCAGGGCCCACAAUGGCUCCAACCCUCUCCUUUUCCAGAGUUGAAGCUGAAGCCCGGGAGGGGAGGGGAUUUGUUUGAGGUCACAGUCAGGAGCAGAGCUGAGGUUUGAACACAGGUCCUCUACCUGUAAUGCAGCCUGCUUCCUGCCACUCCAGGCUGUUUCCUGCAUGGGAGCAGUUCCUUUAUUAGAUGAGUCAGAGGCUGUUACAAACCGAAGCACUGAUAGAAAUUUGGAUGGAUCUCAGGGAAGCCAGAACCCCAAUAGCUACACCCCCUCUCCCCAGUGUCUAGGCCCUUUACUCCCAGGUCCAUCUGAGGGCUGGUCCCUGGACAAGCACAAACAAAGGUAUUUGGUGUUUCAGGAGCCAGUGACCUUCCAAGAUGUGGUGGUGGUCUUCACAAGGGAGCAGUGGGCUUACCUGGACCCUUCCCAGAAGGAGCUGUACCGCGAUGUGAUGCUGGAGACCUACCGGAAUCUGCUCUGCCUGGGACUCGCCAUGUCUAAGCCCCAGGUGAUACGCCAGCUGGAGCGAAGGGAGGCUCCUUGGAUACCAGAGAGGAGAAUCCCAGAGAGCAGCUGUCCAGAUUUAGAGACUAAGCCUGAAAGCAAGGAGUCAACUGCAAAACUGGGCUUUUUGAUGGAACAGUUAGGACUGAACAGAUGUACAGGGGAUGUUCUCUGUCUCUCCAAUUUAAAGAAAGACUGGGAAAGUGAUGCCAGAUUAGGGAGGCAGCAGAGCACUGAGUUGAAAAAUUCUCAGCAAGUAAAAAUCAUCCAAACAAAAUCUCUAAUUGAAGUGAGAGGUCAUGAAUGUGCUAAAUACAGUCAGAGUGUGAGGCUGAAACCAAAACUUUUUCUACAAUGUGGAGUAUCUCCAGGAAAGAACCUCCAUAAAUGUGCUACACACAGAAAGAACUUCCUUCCACCUUCAGACUCAAAUAAAUAUAAUAGUGUCUGCUCAAAGAAGAUAUUUUCUCAGUAUAAUGAAUGUGGGAAAUCCUUCACUUCUCAGUCAGACUUUAUUGAUUACCUUAGAUUAUAUCCUAGAGAGAAAAUGAUUCAGUAUAAGGAAUGUGGGAAAGACAUAAACCUCAACCUAUUUAUUAAUUGCCAUCAGGCAACAGAUAUUGAAGGAAAAGACGCUAAAUGCAGCAGCUUUGUAGGGGCUUCUCCAGAGAGUAUACAAUUUAUUCAACAUCAGAGAAUCCAUACUGAAGAUAAACCUUAUGAGUAUGAUGAAUUUAGGAAGCCUUUCAAUCACAGCUCAUCCCUUACUUCCCAUGAGAGGAUUUCCACUGAGAAGAAACCUUAUGGAUGCAAUGACUGUGGGAAGCUAAUUCAUCAGAGAAUUUGUAUUGGAGAGGUACCCUACAAAUGUAAUGAAUGUGAAAAAGCCUUCCCCCAGAGCUCAGAAAUCACCCAUCUUCAGAGAAUUAAUAGUGGAGAGAAACCUUACAAAUGUAAUUGUUGUUGGAAGGUCUCUCACCAGAGAGGGCAACUUACUGAACAUGAGAGAACCCACAUUGGAGAGAAACCUUAUAAAUGUGAUCAGUGUAAGAAAACCUUUCACCGGAGCACAUACCUUUACCGGCAUGAAAGGAUUCAUACUGGUGAGAAACCUUUUGAAUGUAAUCACUGUGGGAAGACCUUUUCCGCAAGACGAUCACUCACUCAACAUCAGAGGAUUCAUACUGGAGAGAAACCUUAUAAAUGUGAUCGAUGUGAGAAGACCUUCCACCAGAGUGCACAUCUUUCCCAACAUCAGAGAAUUCAUACUGGAGAGAAACCUUACAAAUGUAAUUAUUGUUGGAAGGUCUUUCGCCAGAGAGGGCAACUUACUGAACAUAAGAGAACCCACACUGGAGAGAAACCAUAUAAAUGUGACCAAUGUGAGAAAACCUUCUACCGGAGCACACACCUUUCCCAGCAUCAAAGAAUUCAUACUGGUGAGAAACCUUUUGAAUGUAAUCACUGUGGGAAGACCUUUUCCGCAAGGCAAUCACUUACUCAGCAUCAGAGAAUUCAUACUGGAGAGAAACCUUAUAAAUGUGAUCAGUGUGAGAAGACCUUCUACCAGAGCACACAUCUUUCCCAACAUCAGAGAAUUCAUACUGGAGAGAAACCUUACAAAUGUAAUCAUUGUUGGAAGGCCUAUCGCCAGAGAGGGCAACUUACUGAACAUGAGAGAACCCAUACUGGAGAGAAACCUUAUAAAUGUGAUGAGUGUGAGAAGACCUUCCAUCGGAGCACACACCUUUCCCAGCAUCAAAGAAUUCAUACUGGUGAGAAACCUUUCGAGUGUAAUCGCUGUGGGAAGACCUUUUCCACAAGGCAGUCAUUUACUCAGCAUCAGAGGAUUCAUACUGGAGAGAAACUUUAUGAAUGUAAUGAAUGCAGAAAGGCCUUCCAUGUGAAGAAAGAGCUUACCCAACAUCAGAGAAUUCAUAAUAGAGAGAAGCCUUAUGAAUGUUAUCACUGUAAGAAGGCCUUCUGCUUGAGUGUGCAGCUUACCCAGCAUCAAAGAAUUCAUACUGGAGAUAAACCUUUUUUAUUGCAAUCACUGUGGGAAGACCUUCCAGCUAAGCACACACUUCAUCCUACACCAGAUAACUCAUACUGGAGAGAGACCUUACAAAUGUAAUCAUUGUUGGGAGGUCUUUUGCCAUAGAGGGCAACUUAACUGAGCAUGAGAGAACCCAUACUGGAGAAAAACCUUAUAAGUGUGAGAAGCCCUUCAAUCAGAGCACACACUUUUCCCAGCAUCAGAGAAUUCAUACUGGUUCAAAACUUUUUGAGUGUAAUCAAUGUAGGAAGGCCUUCUUUCGGAGAACACAUUUUACCUGACAAGAGAAUUCAUACUGGAGAAAAAAUUUAUAAAUGUGAUCAAUGUGGGAAGAUUUUUGGCCAGAAAGGCAAUCUUAGUCAAUGUGAAAAUUCAUAUUGGAGAGAAAUCUUUUGAAUGUAGUCAAUAUGGGAAGUCCUUCCCCAUUGACAGAAUUCUUAUCUGACAUCAGAUAAUUCAUACUGAAGAGAAAUCUUAUAAAUGUCAUGAAUGUGGGAAGCCAUUAGCCAAAGUCACCAUCUUAUUAAGCAUAAGAGAGUUCAUAUUAGUGAUCUCAUCAAUAUAAUCAGUGUAGGAAGGCCAUUAAAGAGAACAUGUAACUUACUCAGCAACAGAACCUUUAUACUAGAGAUAAACCUUGUGAGAGAAAUUAAUGUUGAAAGAUUUUUUUGUGUGAGAAAACCAUUCAACAUCAGACAGUUCACACUGGAAACUUUAUGAAUGUGAAAAGGUUUCUCAUGUGAAGAAAUGACUCAUCUGACAUGAUAAUCUUCAUAGCAGAGAAAAAUUUUAUAAAUAUAUUCUGUGCGGAGUGACCUUCAGCCUGAGCAUACAGAUGACCCUGCAACAGAGAGUUCAUACUGGAGAGUGACCUUGUAUAUGUAACCACUGUACCAAGGCUUUCAAUCUGAUAAUUUACAUCAGAGAAUUAAUAUUGGUAAGGAAUUGUAUGAAUAAAAUCAAUGUCAUGAGGCCUUCAGGCAUACAGGCCUUCUGUCUGUACAUCAGUUAAUAAAUAUGGGAGUAAAGCCUUAUUCUUUAGUUUGGGAAAGUCUGCUUUAGAGAUCUCCUUAUUCUACACCAGAGAAUUCAUACUGAUGAGGAGCCUUAUAAAAGUAAUGAAUGUUAGAAGGCCUUCCAAGUGAGGAUAUCGCUACCCGAUGUUAUGAAAUUCAUGUAAGAGAUAUUCUGCUGAAUAUAUUUAAUGUGGGAAAGGCUUCAGUCUGGACACACAGCUACCCAACAUCAGUGGUGUCACUUUGGAGAGAAACCUUAUAAACAUAUUUAAUGUGAAAUUAGGGUGAAAAAUAAUUUAAUGAAUGUAACUGUGUAACUUUAUAAUUGACUGUGCUGAGGUGCUCUGUUCCUUGAGUUGACAUAUCAUGAAUGUCACAAUGGAGAAAAACAGUAUUUAUGUCAGGAACAAGGAAAGACCUUUUUUCAAAAUGCAGAACUUUCUUGUCUUCAGGAGUAUUAAUUGCAGAGAAACCUAAUAAAGGUAAAAAACUGUGGACAGGCCAUCUUCUUGAGUAUAUAGUGAUCUAACGACAAAAAAUUCAUUCUAGAUAGAAAUUUUAUGAAUGUGGAAAGUCUUCCCUGUGAUUGCACUGCUAACUUGCCAUCCCAGAAUUAAUAUGUGUUGACUAUAAGAAAGAUCUCUAGCAAAUGUAAAAGGACCUUCUUCCAGAAUGGAGAGCUUGCCUGAAAUCAGUUCAUUUAUUCUGAAUACUCUGUGACUGUAAUGAAUGUGGGAAGGCCUUCCUUGUGUGCCAUCACAAAGCUUAUGCAAUGUCGAAAAUCCAUACUACAGAGAGAUUAUGAAUGGAAUUUGUAAUAGGCAUUCUACCAUGGUAAAAACUGUAUGCAACAUCAAACAGUUCUUCCUUGAAAGAGAAAUGUGAUAAACUCAUCCAUUAGA